AUGCAGCCCGUCAUCAGCAUCACUCGAGGUGGUGCUGAGCGGUCGGACAGCACUCAUCAUCCACACAACACCUCAUGCGUGGGCUCAGCAAAGGUCCGAGUGGAUACGGGUCUGACAAAUAUGGGUGUGCUCCAGCUCCACAAUCCCACUCACCCCAGCACGCUUCUGCAGCGGGCCAAUCAGAUGCGUCUGACCGGCACCUUGUGUGAUGUCAUCAUCACGGUGGACGGCCAGGAGUUCCCGGCGCACCGCACCGUCCUGGCCUGCACCAGCAAAAUGUUCGAGAUCUUGUUCCACCGCAGCAGUUUACGCUACGCCCUGGACUUCCUGUCCCCCAAGACCUUCCAGCAGAUCCUGGAGUACGCCUACACCGCCUCGCUCCAGGCCACAGCCGAGGACCUGGAUGACCUGCUGUACGCCGCUGAGAUCCUGGAGAUAGAGUACCUGGAGGAGCAGUGCCUGAAGGUGCUGGAGACCAUCCAGGCGGAAGAGAGCGAGGAGGUGGCGGUGAAGACUCACAGCUCCGGAGACCACGGUGACCACAGCAGGGCCAGGCACUGGAGGCACAUGUUGAUGUCCAAGAAGCAUUCCAUACAGGAUGGACCCAACCGCAUCACUCCCACCGCUCUACACCACCUGGCGCUCUACCACAUGACGGAGGGGAGCUCUCCUGGCUCAGAGCCCAAGACGGCUCCUGAAUUGAGCCCCAAGUUGGACACGGAGGUAGACAUGGCGAGCUCCCAGCAGCCUCAGCGUCGCAGUUCAGAGUUAUCCCAAGCCUCAAUCCUGGAUCCUGGCAGAAGUAUAAAAUCAGAGAGCAUGCAGGUGGAUGAUGCCAACGGCUGCGAGGGCAGGUCCUCCAGCACUGGAGAGGGAAGCAUGUCAGACCAGCCCAGAGACGAGGGCCCGGGGACGCCCCUGAGAGGCAGCGUGAUCACCAGCGCUCGGGAGCUGCACAUAAACCCAGAAGACGGAGGACAAGUGGUGGGGAACUCCCUCGACUGUUUCCCCGGGAUCUCUGAGAAACAUCUGGCCUCCCUAUACUCUGUGCCCUCCAACCACACCGGGGAGGGGAUGCUGCCAGUGUCUGUUUCAGUGGCCCCGUCCCUGGGUGUGCCGCUGGACCCGAGGGCCUACAGCGGCCUCCUGCACCAAGGCUUGCUGCACAGGGAGCUCCUCAGCAGGCUGGGCCAGUUUGCAGCAGGGAUGAGGCACGAGGGCCAGGCUCAAGGCCAGCAGUGUUGUGGCGAGUGUGGGCUUCAGCUGCACAGCAGGCAGGCCAUGGAGCAGCACAGGAGGCUGCAUAACGAGGAGAAAGGCCACGGCUGUGAAUACUGUGGCAAACACUUCCAGGACAGCAUGCGACUGAGGAUGCACAUGCUGUCUCACACAGCUCCUGCAGAGGCGCUGGUGUGUGAUCAGUGUGGAGCGACGUUCUCCUCAGAGGAUGCUUUGGAUGCCCACAGGCAAACACACACAGGGACUGACAUGGCGCUGUUCUGUCUGCUGUGUGCAAAGCGCUUCCAGACCCAGAAGGCCCUGCAGCAGCACAUGGAGGUCCAUGCAGGCAUGCACAGCUACAUCUGUAGCCACUGCGAGCGCCCCUUCCCCAGCCACACGACCCUCAAAAGACACUUGCGCUCGCACACGGGCGAUCACCCGUUUGAGUGUGAAUUCUGCGGGAGCUGUUUCAGAGACGACGGCACGCUGAGGGGCCAUAAACGUAUCCACACAGGAGAGAAGCCUUACGAGUGCAACGGCUGUGGGAAGAGGUUCAGCCUCAAACACCAGCUGGAAACACACUACCGCGUACAUACGGGUGAGAAGCCAUUCGAGUGUAAGCUGUGUCACCAACGUUCCAGAGACUACUCUGCUAUGAUCAAGCACCUGCGCACUCACAACGGAGCGUCUCCGUACCAGUGCACCAUCUGCCAGGACUUCUGCCCGAGCCUGGCCUCCAUGCAGAAGCACAUGAAGGGCCACAAACCGGAGGAUGUGCCGGCGGACUGGAGGAUAGAAAAGACUUACCUGUAUGUCUGUUACGUCUGAGCAGGACUUGGACAACCCCGCACACACACUG
Molecule: messenger RNA, 2080 nt
Organism: Anoplopoma fimbria (sablefish)
Lineage: Eukaryota; Metazoa; Chordata; Actinopteri; Perciformes; Anoplopomatidae
Gene: zbtb16b
Product: zinc finger and BTB domain containing 16b
Exons: 7
Coding region: 1-2049 (682 amino acids)
Biological process (GO): negative regulation of transcription by RNA polymerase II; regulation of immune system process; regulation of cytokine production
Molecular function (GO): protein binding
Source: RefSeq, a predicted model, not a curated record